Molecule: messenger RNA, 2982 nt
Organism: Salvia hispanica
Lineage: Eukaryota; Viridiplantae; Streptophyta; Magnoliopsida; Lamiales; Lamiaceae
Source: RefSeq, a predicted model, not a curated record
CUUGAUACCUAAAAGUCCAAAUACAUAGAUGGAUAAGAGAAUCCAUAAUAUUCCAAUUUUGUGCAUUUUCCAUUACUUGUUGCUAUCAAACAUAAAUUUGAGCUCAAAAAUGGCAGCUGCCCAGACCAUCCCCAUAAGAGUAGGGGUAAUUCUUGACAUGGAUGGCUAUGGAGAGAUGGCCUUCAACUGCCUAUCCAUGGCGCUUUCCGACUUCUAUUCCACCCACACUCACUACAAAACUCGGCUCCUCCUCAUCACCCGCCCCCCCAAAGCCGACGUCAUUGGCGCUGCUGCUGCAGGCCUAGACCUACUCAAGAAUGUGCAAGUGCAAGCCAUACUAGGCCCAACAUUCUCAACACAAGCAAUCUUCCUCAUCUCUCUAGGAGAAAAAUCUCAGGUCCCCAUCAUAUCCUACUCUGCUACAAGUCCUUCUCUCUCCUCAACCCGAAGCCCCUACUUCUUCCGCGCCACUCUCAGCGACGCCACACAAGUGGAUGCCAUAGCUGCCUUCGUCGAGUCCUUCGGGUGGCGAGAAGUCGUCCCAGUUUACGAGGAAAACGACUUCGGAGAAGGAAUCAUGCCUUAUCUCAGCGACGCCUUGGGACGCGUCAAUGCCCGCAUACCUUACAGAAGCGUGAUCUCACCUCUCGCAACCAACGAUCAGAUCGAGGCAGAGCUCUACAAGCUCAUGACGAUGCAGACCAGAGUGUUUGUGGUCCAUAUGAUGAGCCCCCUCGCGUCUCGCCUCUUCCUUAUAGCGCACAAGAUCGGGUUGAUGAGUCAAGGUUGUGCGUGGAUCGUCACGAAUGGGGUCACCAACGAGCUCGAAUUGCUGGAUCCAUUUGUGCUGGAUGUCAUGCUGGGUGUUGUUGGAGUGAGGCAUCAUAUCCCGAGGAGUGAAGAUCUCAAGAGCUUUGAGACUCGGUAUAAUAAACAAGUUCUUGUUGGAAGUAAAUUGAGCAUUUUUGGGCUGUGGGCUUACGAUGCAGCCACUGCCCUAGCUAUAGCAGCAGAGAAAGCAAACCUCAGAGACGUCAAGUAUAUACAGACCUCAAUGAACUCCACUGAUCUUGAGGGAUUUGGAGUGUCAGGUGAUGGGCCGAACCUCAUUAAAGCAUUGUCUAACACAACAUUCAAAGGGCUUGCAGGGACUUUCAGGCUAGUUGAUGGGGAGCUUGAGGCGCCGCCUCUUGAGAUUGUCAACUUCGUCGGCCAUGGAGUUCGGGGCAUUGGAUAUUGGACGAAAAAGAGUGGGAUUGUCAAAAGACUCAACUCCCAAAGUGCUAAUUUAUACGUGGAUUUUACUCCCAAAUCCAAGCUUAGACCGAUCAUCUGGCCAGGGGUCACAACGUCUUGGCCAAGAGGUUGGGUGAUCCCAACCAAUGGAAGGAAGUUGAGAGUUGGAGUGCCUGUGAAAACUGGCUUCACUGAGUUUAUGAGAGUUACAUGGAAUGCUGACAAUUCUACAAGAGUGGAAGGGUAUUGCAUAGAUGUUUUUGAAGCAGUAAUGGCAGCAUUGCCUUAUGGCGUGACGUAUGAAUACAUCCCAUUUGCAUAUCCCAACCACACAACGGCCGGUGAUUACAACAGCUUGACCUAUCAAGUCUACCUCGGAGUAAGCACCUAUGCUUUCUUUUUUUAUGAUAAGAUCGUUGCUGGAGACGUGACUAUUGUGGCAAACAGGUCACAGUACGUGGACUUCACUCUGCCCUACACAGAGUCAGGUGUUGCAAUGGUCGUGCCAAUGAGAGACGAGAAGAGAAAGAAUGCAUGGAUAUUCUUGAAGCCCCUGACUUGGGAUCUGUGGCUGACAAGCUGCUGCUCGUUUGUCUUCAUUGGAUUCUUGAUAUGGCUCAUUGAACGCAAGGACAACACUGACUUCCAGCCCAAACCUGAGCUCCAGGGCAACUUGUUAUGUUACAACAUUGGCAUGAUAUUCUGGUUUGGCUUCUCAACCAUGGUCUUUGCUCAUAGAGAGAAAGUGCAGAGCAACCUGUCAAAGAUGGUGCUGAUCAUAUGGUUUCUGGUGGUGCUCAUCUUGACACAGAGUUACACUGCUAGUCUGGCGUCCAUGCUAACCGUUCAGAAGCUGCAGCCAACGGUGACGGACGUGAAUCUUCUGAUCAGGAACAACGACUAUGUGGGAUACCUGCAGGGAUCAUUCGUGUAUGGAGUCCUCAAGAAGUUGAACUUCGACGAAUCGCGUCUCAUAGAGUACGACUCGUCGGAGAAACUCCACGAGCUUCUUUCCAACGGCCGCAUCGCUGCUGCAUUUAAUGAAGUUCCUUACAUAAAGCUCUUCCUAGGCAAAUACUGCUCUAAAUACACUAUGAUCGGACCCAUAAACAAGGCUAAUGGUUUCGGAAUUGUGUUCCCAAUCGGUUCACCACUGGUAAAGGAUGUUUCGCGCGCUAUUUUGAACGUGACAGAGGGGCGGAAGGUGGCGGAGAUAGAGAGGAAAUGGUUGGGAAUUGUGAAUAAAUGCUUGGAUUCGAAUGAGUUGGCAACGCCCAAUGAUCUUGGGCUUGGGAGCUUCUGGCUGCUGUUCCUGAUCGUUUGGCUGGUUGCUAUACUGGCUCUGGUUAUUUAUUUAUGUAGACCUGCACCUGCUGCUGGUGGGGAGGACGUAGACGCUGCUGCUGCUGCUGCUGCUGCUGCUGGUGGGGAGGAAGUAGACGCUGCUGCUGCUGGUGGUGGUGGUGGUGGGGAGGAAGAAGACGGGGCUGCUGCUGCUGCUGGUCAGGAGGAAGAAGAUGGGGCUGCUGCUGGCCGGGAAGAUGAAGUACAUCUAUUUGCCGCUAAUUAAGGCGGGAAUUAGUUUUCUACAAAAAUAUUCUUGAUAAAUUGUUCAAUGAAGUUUGAAUUGAUUUUCUGUUAUCUGAAUUACCCAUUUAACACAUACAUUUCAUGUAUUUUUAUAGAUCUUUUUCUUUUUUUUUCAGUUUUACAUAGUUUGAUAAUAAUGCAGUUUUCUUUCAUGAU